GCCCGCAUCUCCCCACGCCCUCUGUCUCCGCGGUGCCUUGGGCGCAGAUCGCUUUUCGACCCGCCGUGCGACUGUGACACGCGACUCCUCGGUCCGUUUUCUCGUCAACCUCACAUUGGCCCAGCCAGCUUGCUCGACCUUCUCACUCCCCCAAGCGCCGUCACUUUUGAUUGCAUUUCUUGUCGCACUCGUGACUGAUCGGGUGCCGGCCUUUCCCCACGAUCCUUCGGUUGAGGCUGAGCUCUCUCCACGCACCGACUGCCUGACGAACAUAUGCAUCGCGCACCCGCGCCGCGGCAAUGACGGCCCAGCUUCUUCCUGCGCAAGCUGGGACCUCACUGGAUUUUAGAAAGCCGCUCGACGCCCAGGUCCCGCUGGCUGCGAAGCCAAGCGCGCCGACAAUAGACCAGCGCCAGGAACAACGGGAGAUGACGAGCCCUACGGCCGACGAGGGCCGAGGCCGCCGACGCUUGAGGGACGACGAAGAUGCCGAAGAACAGGACAUGGAUGCAGAGGUCGAGGGCGUGCCUGGGAGCUCCAGGAAGAGGAGAAGGAGCCGCAAAGGGCUGGAUAAGAAAUUCGAGUGCCCCCACGAAGGCUGCGGCAAGAGCUAUUCUAGGGCAGAACACCUAUACAGGCAUCAGUUGAACCAUAAUCCGAAGCAGAUCUACCACUGCGAUUUCCCCGAUUGCCACCGCUCCUUCGUCAGACAGGAUUUGUGCGCACGACACAAAGAGAGACAUUCAGCACGAGGCUCGCAACUGUUGCGAAAAGAUACCUUCAUGCAUAACCUCAACCCCAUUGUAUCGAGCGCAAUGGCGAAUCAAAACAAGGAUCCCAAGGUUAGCAAGGCACAAGCUUCCCCUCCGGGUCAAUCGGUGUCUGAUAGCGCGCUGCUGGCACAGUCUUCCGCUCCGUCCAUCGCAAGUGCUGGAUCUCAAUUGUCGCCACUCCAAGACCCGAUCGGGUCGGCAACCACCUCGAGUAGAGGGCUGCCAAACAUCCAACCGAGCAAUCGGUCAGGUAAUGGCGAUGGCUGGUCGCGCUCCAACAGCGUUGCUAGUGGAAUGCCAGAUGCGCAGGCUAGAAGCACUCCUGCUUAUGGCCCUCCGCAGCGCUCAGCAAGCAUCAGUGCUAUAGGUCAUAGCAGAUCAUCAUAUUCCCCGCAUUCGUCACAUGCUCAUCCUGAAGGCUUCGUUCCAUCUGCGCUGCGGUCGCAGAGCUCAAGUGGGGCAGCCGGUAUACAGAACACGAGCACCAACUCACCUUUUGUCCCAGCAACAACGUCAGCCCAAGGUUACAGUACUUCCACAGCCAUGAGCAACCAGUAUGCAACUCAUUCUCCAGCUGCGUAUCAAAGCCAAAGCCAGAAAAAUGUAUCUCAACAAUUUACGCCUCUGUCUCAAUCAGGUUUUACUUCGAUAAAUCAAGCCCAGGUCUUUGGCGGAGAAGGUUAUAGUCGCUCUCCGUUCGCGAUGGCAGACGAUUUCACGGCAUGGCUUUUCAACGAUGCGAACUUUGGGCCCGGCCAAUCACCAAUGGGUUACCCGGUCGGUGCUAUGAAUAACAUGCCAGCUUCGCAAACAUUCGGCCUACAAGCACCGUUGUUUGGUUAUGAUCCCACAGUGAACGGUUAUCUCAACCAUUCAGCGCCACCACACCAACCCAUGGCAGUGAACAGUAUCCUUGACACCAGUCUCCCAGAGACCGCGCUAUCAGAAGAGAAACGCCAGUUGAUCUUGGAUCUUAUCAUUGGACGAUUCAAUGAAACGAACAAUGCACCAGUCAAAAAGCAAAAAGAAGAGUUUCUGGAUGGUAACAGAGAUGAAGAUACUCACGUACUCAGUUUGAACAUGAUGCAGACAUAUAUCGGCUCAUACUGGGUACACUUCCACACGCAACUCCCUCUCCUGCACAGACCGACCUUUAAUGCCGCAAGCUGUCCGGAACUUCUUCUGCUAUCAAUGAUGGCGCUCGGCGCAUCUUGUCUGGAAAAAAGCUAUGGACACGAGAUGACAACAACGUGCUCCGAACUCGCAAACUUUUUGGCGUGGCACUUGCGCUGGGAGAUAUUCAUGGAUGCUGACUUUCGGCCCCCAGCCAAAUUGUGGGUCUUCCAGGCGCUUAUUUUGCUGGAGUGUUUUGAGAAGCUGUACUCUACUCGGCCAUUGCACGAACGCGCGCAUAUCCACCAUGCCACCACGCUCACUUUAAUGCGGCGAGGUAGCUCGCUGAUCGGGAGAUCAGCCCUGGACUCGCCCCCAAGUGCGAAGGACGGAAAGUCCGCUAACGGAUCGACACCAGCAAACUCCCAAGAGGAAUGGUGGAGACAGUGGAUAACCAACGAAGCUACCCGCCGCGCCGCAUUUGCAGCCUUCGUAAUCGACUCAAUUCAUGCGACCAUGUUCGGCCAUUCAGCAGUCAUGGUUGCGCACGAGAUGAGAUUACCUUUGCCCUGCGACGAGGCGCUCUGGUCUGCCACAAGCGCCCAAGAGGUGGGCCGCGUAGAAGCAAGCCUGCACUCAAACGGUGUCAAAGCCACGACGUUUCUCGAUGGUUUAAAGAAGACACUUUCGGGGCAGCCUGUCCGCACGAACUCUUUUGGACGGACCAUCCUCAUGGCGGGCCUUCUUAGCGUCAGCUGGCACAUGAACCAACGCGAUCUGCAAGUCUCCUCCCUCGGCGCAUCUGGCGCGCUCGGAGGCCGCGACAAGUGGCGCGGUUCCCUAACACGGGCUUUCGAUUUCUGGAAGCAGGACUUCGAUUCGUCUCUUGCCAAAAACGGCGAGCUGUCUGCGCCCACAGCAUACCACUACGGCAACGGCGUGGUGGAUGAGAAUGUGAUUGAAAGCAGGACUGUGCUGCACCACCUCGCGCACAUGGCCAUGCACGUUGAUAUCGUCGACUGCCAGAUCUUCGCCGGUGCCCCGCGGCUGCUGGGACGCAGCAUAACGCCACAGGAUUACGCGGCGGCACAACGGCGCAUGAAGGAAGUGUGGGCACCGACGGCGCGCGCGCGAGACGCGACGUUCUAUGCGCUGCGGUUCCUGAGCCAAGUGCUGAUGCCGGGAGACAACGGGACAUCGAGCCAGAUUCCAGCAGGCGCCAGCACGGGCUUCGACUAUAGCGCGCGGGAGGAUUACCUGCUAAAUCGGCCAUGGGUGUUGUAUUUCGCGACGCUGAUCGUGUGGUCGUACGGGUACGCGCUUGACGGGCCGAUUCGGCCACUGUAUCAACUGGAGAACAGAGAAGACAUGGUGAAGGACAUGCAAGGCUAUCUGAAGCGGGUGGGUGGCGCUCGAGCGCCGGAUGCGCUAGCCAAGAUCCCGAGCCGCAAUGCGUGCUUAGGCAUGUUGAUACUGCUGCGCGACAUGUUCAAAAAGACGCGGUGGGAGCUGCUGCACGAGGCGAGUAACCUGCUGGGAAAGUGUAUCGAGAUGUUGGCGCCUGGAGCAGGCUUCUGAGACGUUUGCUGAUAUUCUUUUUCUCUUUUUCGCUAUCAUCAUUAUCAUUUUUUCCUCAUUUGCUAGCCAUGGUAAUUAUCUCUUCUUCCCUUGAGCGGUCCCUGGAUGGGC
Aplosporella prunicola CBS 121167 is the source of this 3575-nucleotide messenger RNA. RefSeq lists its product as uncharacterized. Bases 300 to 3464 code for a protein of 1054 amino acids. Gene Ontology annotation, cellular component: chromatin. NCBI's taxonomy places the organism in Eukaryota, Fungi, Ascomycota, Dothideomycetes, Botryosphaeriales, Aplosporellaceae. The record is from RefSeq and is a predicted model, not a curated record. The transcript is spliced from 4 exons. Gene Ontology annotation, biological process: DNA-templated transcription; regulation of transcription by RNA polymerase II. Gene Ontology annotation, molecular function: RNA polymerase II cis-regulatory region sequence-specific DNA binding; DNA-binding transcription factor activity, RNA polymerase II-specific; zinc ion binding.